Messenger RNA from Harpegnathos saltator (Jerdon's jumping ant), 1026 nucleotides. RefSeq names its product troponin C type I (gene TpnCI). Gene Ontology annotation, cellular component: myosin II complex. Lineage: Eukaryota; Metazoa; Arthropoda; Insecta; Hymenoptera; Formicidae. The transcript is spliced from 6 exons. Gene Ontology annotation, molecular function: calcium ion binding. The record is from RefSeq and is a predicted model, not a curated record. The coding region runs from base 272 to 751 and encodes 159 amino acids.
CUUGCGGGGUGCGGUCCGCUACCGGCACGCAAACCGCUAUAUCGUCCCAUUCGAAUAUUACCGCGACGCCGCGUCGUCCUCGUGGCAGUGCGUAAUCGACAGCAAAGCUCUGCCGCGGAGUCCUGUUUCUCACUGAGACGUUUCCCCGAGAGACAAACGCAAGUUCGUGCUGCUGCGAAUAUUUGCUGCUCCGCCGUACAUACCGCCGUGUCCCCGGUGCUCCGAUUUAGUAUAUUUCUAGUAAAAAAGAAUCAAAACUCGCGCCACCAUCAUGGUAUGUUCUAUCGAUGAUAUCGCUGAUGAGCUGCCCCCGGAACAAAUUGCUGUUUUGCGCAAAGCUUUCGACAGCUUCGAUAGGGAGAAAAGCGGCAGUAUUCCCACCGACAUGGUGGCCGAUAUCCUUCGGUUAAUGGGUCAACCGUUCAAUAAGAAGAUCCUGGAUGAGCUCAUCGAUGAAGUUGAUGCUGAUAAGUCCGGGAGACUUGAGUUUGAUGAAUUCGUCACGUUGGCGGCGAAAUUCAUCGUUGAGGAAGACGCGGAGGCUCUGGAGAAGGAACUUCGGGAGGCUUUCAGGCUCUACGACAAGGAAGGUAACGGCUACAUCCCAACGACGUGCUUGCGUGAAAUCCUGAGAGAAUUGGACGAUCAGUUGACGAACGAGGAAUUGGAUAUGAUGAUCGAAGAGAUUGACUCUGAUGGUUCUGGCACAGUCGACUUCGAUGAAUUCAUGGAAAUGAUGACCGGAGAAUAAUUUCUUAGCGUGAAAGGUGAACUGCUUCUGGAUCCAAAGACACUCGUGCGCAUGCAACGUUAUGCCUUGAAGUUAAUCAUUCGCGUGUUUAUAAGAAAUCAAUGCACCACAAUUGACAGACAAAUUUAUUCGCACAGAUAUCUUCCACAUUACGAUCAAUAUCUAGAAGCAAAUUCUUGCCAUAAACAUCGAUUGAAUAUAUUUUUUUGCUUUUAUACAUCCAUCACAUUUAUUUUAAAGGGACGAGCUUUAUUUUGUUUCAUAUACUUAUAUGA